GUAUAUCAGUUUUCAAUUGAAGCAUCCAACAUGAAGUUGUCCCUCGUUCUCUGCGUCCUUUCGAUGGUGUUGUUUGUGGUUGAGAUAAAAGCUGCAGAUAACGACACUACAACCACUACUACCACCGAAGCUACCACUACCACAACAACGGAGGCUUCAAGUUCCGCCUCCUCGGAUGAUACUAAUAAGAAAAAAGUGUAUCUUAGCAAUCUGAAGUACACGAUCAAAAGGAAAAUCAAAGUCGGUUCCACCACCAGCUCCACGACCAAAUCCAAAAGUGCCAAAGCACGCAAAGCCCGUCUGAAUGCCGCCAAACGCUCAAAGAAAUCUGCUGGAAAGCGCAAUCUUAAAAAGAAGUCCUGGAAUCACAAUGUUCGCGCUUACAGGGGUUAG
This is a messenger RNA of Drosophila eugracilis, 393 nucleotides long. RefSeq names its product protein new-glue 1. The record is from RefSeq and is a predicted model, not a curated record. NCBI's taxonomy places the organism in Eukaryota, Metazoa, Arthropoda, Insecta, Diptera, Drosophilidae. The transcript has a single exon. The coding region runs from base 31 to 393 and encodes 120 amino acids.